AUGGUGAUAGCAAUUGGGUUUGAAGGAAGCGCCAAUAAAUUGGCUGUUGGAAUAAUUCGUGACAAUGAAGUACUUUCAAAUGUCAGACGUACUUACAUUACACCACCCGGUGAAGGAUUUUUACCAAAAGAAACCGCAAUCCAUCACCGUACUCACGUACUAGAAGUCCUCAAGCAAGCGCUAAGUGAUGCUAAGUUAACCAUGAAGGAUGUUGAUGUAAUUUGUUACACCAAAGGACCUGGAAUGGGAGGCCCACUGACAGUUUUAGUACUUGUCGCGCGAACAAUCGCGCAGAUGUAUAACAAACCCAUGGUGGCGGUUAACCACUGUGUAGGGCAUAUUGAAAUGGGAAGAUUAAUCACCGGAAGCAAGGACCCAACUAUUUUGUAUGUCUCGGGGGGUAAUACUCAGAUUAUUGCUUACUCACGGCAGAGAUACAGAAUUUUUGGGGAAACAAUUGACAUUGCUGUCGGAAAUUGCCUGGACAGAUUCGCCAGACUUUUGACGCUUUCUAAUGACCCUAGUCCAGGGUACAACAUUGAACAAAUGGCUAAAAAAGGAAAAAAAUUGGCGCUUUUGCCAUAUGUUGUAAAAGGAAUGGAUGUUUCAUUUUCGGGAAUUUUAUCUCACAUUGAAGAGCGAUUGGAUGAUUGGCUCAGUACUGGAAAAUAUACAAAAGAAGAUUUAUGCUUUUCAUUGCAAGAAACAACUUUUGCCAUGCUUAUUGAAAUAACAGAAAGAGCAAUGGCUCAUGUAGGUUCAUCGGAAGUGCUGAUAGUAGGUGGAGUUGGUUGCAACGAGAGACUUCAAGAAAUGAUGGACGUAAUGUGUAAAGAGCGGAAUGCAAAAUUAUAUGCAACUGACGAGCGAUUUUGCAUCGACAAUGGAGUGAUGAUUGCAGUGGCUGGAUUACUGCAAUACAAAACGGGGAAACCGACUCCCUGGAGCGAGACCACCUGCGUUCAAAGAUAUCGCACUGAUGAUGUUUUUGUAUCGUGGCGUGAAUAA
Cotesia congregata is the source of this 1008-nucleotide messenger RNA. The record is from the annotation of a GenBank genome assembly. Lineage: Eukaryota; Metazoa; Arthropoda; Insecta; Hymenoptera; Braconidae.